Messenger RNA from Akanthomyces muscarius, 732 nucleotides. RefSeq lists its product as uncharacterized. NCBI's taxonomy places the organism in Eukaryota, Fungi, Ascomycota, Sordariomycetes, Hypocreales, Cordycipitaceae. The coding region runs from base 1 to 732 and encodes 243 amino acids. The transcript is spliced from 2 exons. The record is from RefSeq and is a predicted model, not a curated record.
AUGCUGCCUUUUAAUCAAGCGAAAAACAAACUCGGCGACAUCAUCGUCCAGUUUGACCGUUUCUCUGUUGCCCUGCAGGGCGUAAAACGGACAUAUAGUGAGGAGCAGCUCGGGCAGCUAAUCUCGGGCAUCCACGAGUUGGAGCACAAAGCAGGAGAUUGCCUGUCGCUGCUUCGGUCCAACAAGCUGAAGGGAGGGGAGCUCAGAGUGCUUAACAUGCGAGCCGACGAGCUCCUGCAGGAACGAGUCAAGCCCGCCGUGAGACACAUAUUGGCCGGCAGCCUGGAUCAGGUCCUGCGGGACAACAUGCUCGCCAUCUUUAGGGGUAAGCUGCCAGAGAAUCAGUGGCAGUGCACAACCGUGGAGCUUCAGCGCCGUGUCAAGUUGUGUGAGGAGCUGCGAGACUCCCCUUCAACGGUGAUUGCUUGGUCGGCUACUUUUCCCGUGGAAGAAUGGCCGAAAAUGGACUCGGCGAUCUUCUUCGCACUUCUCGAGCGUGUUGAAAGAGAGGUCUUUGUCAAAAGGCUAUCGGAUCAAAUCUGCGUCAUACUGACUGAUCUAGGCCAAGAAGCUCCUCUCAACGAAAGCCAACAUUUUAUAAGCUUUUUCAUGUUUCGCGGCCACCAAGGCGGCAACUGCCUACCCCGGUUUACCGACGGACGUGCCGUGGCCACCUGGAAGGCCCUCGCUGCGCUGGAGCACCUCGCGAGGCACGACGGCAGCCAUGACUAA